Molecule: messenger RNA, 2123 nt
Organism: Cuscuta europaea
Lineage: Eukaryota; Viridiplantae; Streptophyta; Magnoliopsida; Solanales; Convolvulaceae
Source: the annotation of a GenBank genome assembly
UCACGCUUACCCCUACUAAUUUCUGAACUCUUUUUCUCUAUCAAAAGCACAGAUACACAAAAGCUUUCUACCUAUAAUUUCUCUCAUUUAGUUCCAUCACAGUCCAUAUCCACAUUCUUUAGUUUCUUGUGUUCUAUCUUUUACCUGUCAUAUGAUCCUUUAUGCUUAUUUGGGUCAAAUCUGAUCAUUGGUUUUCUGGUUUUCUUGGCGUGGAAAUAAAAUGGGGAAGAAGGGAAGCGGUUGGUUUUCCUCUGUAAAGAAAGUCUUCUACAAACAACCUAUGAACGAUUCUCCCAACAACAAGGAGGACAGAAACAACUCAGGAGAUGACAAAUGGGACCAAGAAGCCCCGGAGGUGGUCUCACUCGAACAUUAUUUCCCUUCACCUGAUCUGACCAGCAGGGAAACCAACGGCAACGAUUCGCCGGUCGACGAUCCUAACCGUGCCAUAUCCGUCGCACUCUCCACUGCAGCCGCUGCCGCGGCAGCCGCUAAGGCAGCUGCAGAGGUUUUCAGGUUGGCAGGAUGUAGCCGCUGGUCUAAGCCGGACAGAGCUGCCACUCUCAUUCAAUCUCAUUACAGAGGAUAUCUUGCAAGACGAGCCCUUCGGGCAUUGCGGGCAUUGGUGAGGCUGCAAGCAUUGGUAAGGGGGAACUAUGUGCGCAAGCAGACGCUGAUGACGAUGCGGUGCAUGCAAUCUUUGGUGCGCGUGCAGGGAAGAGUCAAAGCCGGGAGGGUGCUGCAAUCCGCCGCAGUCAAACAGAAGCUGCCCUCCAUCAGCCAUCACUCCGGUGGUGUCAACAUUGACUUUGAAGCUGAAAGGUCAUUGCAGAAUCUCGAAGAAAGGAUGAGGAAGCUCGGAAAGACAUCGCAGAAGGAGCAAGUGGAGAAGGAUGAUGAUGAGGGGGUGGGGAAUGCGGUUCUGGAAGCUUAUGGAGGAAUGCAUGAUGAUUCCGAGAUGAAAAGAGAGAGAGAUCUUGCUUAUGCGGCUUAUGCCUACCAGGACAAAGAGCAAAUAUUCUGGGAUUCUAGUGCAAGUGACCACCAUCAUGAAGUGUUGUUUGGGAAAGAAGAGCCACAAUGGCGAAGGAGUUGGAUGGCUUCACAAGCAACCGAGUCUUCGCGGCCACAAGAUGCCUCUUGCCUGACCAUUUCUAGUUCGGAUGGUAUAUCCGAAAAGACCGUUGAAAUUGAUUUCCCCACGCGAUUAGUCCGACCCGAGCAUGUCCAAUCAACAACCAGAUAUAACUUUAUUAACGCGGGCGGAGCUAGUAGCCCGAAUGCAGCAACCUAUGGACGCCGACAAACUUGGCCGGGCUUGGAUGCAAAUGUUCCAAGCUUCAUGGCCCCAACUCAAUCUGCCAAGGCUAAGGCGCGGACCCAACAAGACUCGAAUAAGAUCCAUACCCAAAGAUCAGCCCAAUGGAACUCAUCAACCAAAAGUAGACCAACUCGCCAGAUGGGCUCAAGAAGCCCAAACCUGAAAGCUUAUGCGAGGCAAGCGAAGUGGAUGCCCACUUACGAUUACAGCAGCCCCGAAUCCAGCGGAGAUGACAGGGUGUCACCAUUGAUGAGAAACUACGGAUGGAGAUAUAAUUUUGGUUGAUUAUUUGUGUUUAAUCUUGUCAUUCUUGUGUUGCCUUACUAGCUCUGUCUAUUGACUCUAUUCAAUCAUAUCAAUUAGGAAUUCUCUAUUUUAGGGAUGGAUCGGGAAUUCGGGACCGGAUCGGGCCGGGCUCCGGGCCGGAUUGAGCGGGCUCUAGACUACAAAUUUCAGGUCCGGUACUUGCUCGGGUUUGUAUCGGGACUGAGCGGGCCGGGCCUUAACAGUACCGGGCCGGGACCGGGUCGGGAUGGGCCUGGACAAUAAAUUAAAAAAAUAGUGGAAUCGGGUCUGGGACCGGCCCGAGCCCGGACAGGUCGGGCCUAAAAAACGAGCCCAAAGCCCGCCCUUAUAGCCACCGGGCCGGGACCGGUAUGUGUUCCGAGCCUAAACAAGACUGGGCUGGGCCUAAACAGUAUCGGGCCUGGGCCUGACCUGGGCCAGGCUGACCUGUCCGGCUGUCCCAGACCAUCCCUACUCUAUUUUACUUUCAACAAAACUUCGAAUAAUUUAGUACGUU